UUCUCGUCAAAUGCAUCUAUCUACCUUAGCCUACGUCGAUCAGCUCAACUACACGCGUUUCUUUUCAUAGUUGGAUCAAGAAAAUGGAGUCCCACGAACCGAAAACCUCCAAUUCGACGGCGGAAGAAGAUGGGUGUUCGAACUGGGAUCGUGCUGUUGUCGCCCGGCGCGUGGAGCGGCUCUUCUUGCACCUUAACCCACCGCCGGAGUUUUCCGACGGGGUGGAGCUGGCACGGUGCGCGGGGCGAGCGAAGAGUGAUGUGAACACGGAGCAAUUGUCCAAGUACAUGAGGGGGAAGUACAGGGACGUGCAGCAGAAGGUGUAUGAUUACUUCAAUUCGAGGCCGGAGCUUCAGACGCCGCUGGAGAUAUCCAAGGACGAGCAUCGGGAGCUUUGUAUGAGGCAGCUGAUGGGGCUGGUCAGAGAGGCUGGGAUUAGGCCGUUUAGGUAUGUUGUGGAGGAGCCGGCCAAGUAUUUCGCGAUUCUUGAGGCGGUGGGUAGUGUUGAUAUGUCGUUGGGGAUCAAGAUGGGGGUUCAAUACAGCCUUUGGGGAGGCUCUGUGCUCAACCUGGGAACCAAAAAGCAUAGAGACAAGUACUUUGAAGGUAUAGAUAACGUGGAGUAUCCAGGGUGCUUUGCAAUGACGGAACUUCAUCAUGGUUCCAAUGUUCAAGGCCUCCAGACAGUUGCAACUUUUGAUCCAAUUAAGGAUGAAUUCAUCAUUGACACACCAAAUGAUGGGGCCAUUAAAUGGUGGAUUGGUAAUGCUGCUGUUCAUGGAAAAUUUGCAACAGUUUUUGCAAAGCUGAUGUUGCCUACUCAUGAUACCAAAGGCGUUGCUGAUAUGGGUGUUCAUGCAUUCAUUGUCCCAAUUCGGGAUAUGAAGACCCACAAACCACUGCCUGGAGUUGAAAUACAUGAUUGUGGCCAUAAAGUUGGUCUAAAUGGAGUGGAUAAUGGAGCAUUGAGAUUCCGGUCAGUAAGAAUUCCUCGAGAUGAUCUUCUUAAUAGAUUCGGAGAUGUCUCGCGAGACGGGAAGUACACAAGCAGCUUGCCUUCUAUCAACAAAAGGUUUGCUGCCACACUAGGUGAACUUGUAGGAGGAAGAGUGGGUCUUGCUUAUUCUUCCGUUGGUGUCCUGAAGAUUGCAGUCAUAAUAGCUGUCAGAUAUUCUCUGCUGCGGCAGCAAUUUGGUCCUCCGAAGGCACCUGAAAUAAGUAUACUUGAUUACCAAUCUCAGCAACAUAAGCUCAUGCCAAUGUUGGCUUCAACUUAUGCUUUCCAUUUUGCCACGCUGGAUUUGAUUGAUAAAUACUCUGAGAUGAAGAAGACACAUGAUGAGCAGUUGGUGGGCGAUGUCCACGCACUUUCAGCAGUACUCAAGUCCUAUGUUACUUCUUAUACAGCAAAGUCACUGAGCAUCUGCAGAGAAGCUUGUGGAGGUCAUGGAUAUGCUGCCGUCAACAGAUUUGGCAGCUUGAGGAAUGACCAUGACAUCUUCCAGACAUUUGAAGGGGACAAUACUGUCCUCCUGCAGCAGGUAGCAGGUUACCUCUUGAAGCAGUACAAAGAGAAGUUUCAAGGUGGGACGCUCACCGUCACAUGGAACUAUCUGAGAGAAUCCAUGAACUCCUACCUAUCGCAGCCUAACCCAGUGACAGCUAGAUGGGAAGGUGAAGACCAUCUACGAGAUCCCAAGUUUCAGUUGGACGCCUUCAGGUACCGUACUUCUCGACUGCUUCAAAGUGUGGCUGUUCGACUCCGGAAGCAUUCAAAAACUCUGGGGAGCUUUGGUGCUUGGAAUAGAUGUUUAAAUCACCUUCUGACACUUGCAGAAUCUCACAUAGAAUCCGUCAUCCUUGCAAAAUUCAUUGAUGCUGUGCGAAGUUGCCCUGAUCCUAGCUCUCGUGCUGCCCUGAAACUUCUGUGCGAUUUAUAUGCCUUGGAUCGGAUUUGGAACGAUAUUGGAACUUACCGCAAUGUGGACUAUGUCGCUCCUAACAAAGCUAAGGCGAUACAUAAGUUGACUGAAUACUUGUGUUUCCAAGUGAAGAAUAUCUCACGGGAACUCGUAGAUGCAUUUGAUCUUCCAGAUUAUGUCACACGGGCUCCGAUAGGGAUGCAGGCUGCAGAAGAAGCUUAUGCACAAUACACUCAGUUCGCUGGCUUCUGAAAACCGUGUAGAUGCAUUGAUUCCUGAUAAGAGAGCUUAGACUCCAAUUAAAGAAUGCAGGUUGCAGAAGCAGCUUAUUGAUAGCACACUUAGAUCAAGUAUACGACGUUCCCUCGUUGCAUAUGGUUCUCAUUUAUCGUGUAUGGUGAACGUUGUAAAGCAUGAUGAUUCAUACUUUCCAUCCUCCUAAUUGAAGGGGGUUUGUUCUUGUCUACUGAAAGCUGUUUUGUUGUUACUGUCAAUACAAUUUAUUGAAUUCUAUAUAAGCGGAUAUUAGGUCCGCCUAUGUACUUAUAA
Messenger RNA from Sesamum indicum (sesame), 2471 nucleotides. RefSeq names its product acyl-CoA oxidase 2 (gene ACX2). Lineage: Eukaryota; Viridiplantae; Streptophyta; Magnoliopsida; Lamiales; Pedaliaceae. Gene Ontology annotation, biological process: fatty acid beta-oxidation using acyl-CoA oxidase; lipid homeostasis. The record is from RefSeq and is a predicted model, not a curated record. Gene Ontology annotation, cellular component: peroxisome. Gene Ontology annotation, molecular function: fatty acid binding; FAD binding; acyl-CoA oxidase activity.